AUGGAGGAACGAUUAUCCACGACGUCGUCAUAUCCAUCUCAUCCAGGUAGAAGCGUGGAAGAGGAUCACAACUCCUUGCUUGCUUCAUCCUCAAUAUCCUCAUUGAUUCGAGGAACACGGGGACACCUCAACAAUUUUAUAGAAUCCGUUGGAAACUGGCUGGUCCCAUCAUCAUCUGGCCGUGACGACGACGUUGUCUCUCUGGACAGUUGUCAAUCAGCUUAUAGCCCCGUCCGUCAUCAAUAUAACAGUGGUAUUGGAGGAGGAGGUCAUCUGAUGGAACCCUCCUCCAUUCAUGUUCCCGAUAAUUAUUAUUCGGUGACAAUAGGGGAGGCGCAGAUGGUCGUUCUAAAACGGUACCAAAAUCUCAGGUUGAUCGGGUCUGGUGCGCAGGGAAUCGUCUGCUCGGCAUUCGAUACAGUACGAAAUGAACAAGUAGCGAUUAAGAAACUUUCAAGGCCAUUUCAAAAUGUAACACAUGCAAAAAGAGCUUAUCGAGAGCUGAAGUUGAUGAGUCUUGUUAAUCAUAAAAAUAUAAUAGGAAUCCUGAAUUGUUUUACUCCACAAAAAAAACUCGACGAGUUCAACGAUCUCUACAUCGUAAUGGAAUUAAUGGAUGCAAAUUUGUGUCAAGUGAUUCAAAUGGAUUUGGAUCACGAGAGAUUAUCAUAUCUUCUUUAUCAAAUGUUAUGUGGUAUCAGGCAUCUUCAUAGUGCUGGAAUUAUACAUAGGGAUUUGAAACCAUCCAACAUUGUCGUUCGGAGUGAUUGUACCUUGAAGAUUUUGGACUUCGGAUUAGCUCGAACAGCAAUCGAAGCAUUCAUGAUGACCCCAUACGUUGUUACACGGUACUAUCGGGCACCGGAAGUUAUUCUUGGAAUGGGAUAUAAAGAAAAUGUGGACGUUUGGUCAAUUGGAUGUAUAUUCGGAGAAUUGAUUCGUGGACGAGUACUGUUUCCGGGUGGAGAUCAUAUCGAUCAAUGGACGAGGAUAAUAGAACAAUUGGGUACACCAGACCGUUCGUUUUUGGAGAGGUUACAGCCAACAGUCCGAAAUUAUGUAGAGAACCGACCGAGAUAUCAACCAACACCAUUCGAAGUUCUGUUCAGUGAUAACAUGUUCCCGAUGACCGCUGAUAGUUCAAGGCUAACAGGUGCCCAAGCCCGUGACCUACUUUCCCGAAUGUUGGUUAUCGACCCAGAAAGACGGAUUUCUGUGGAUGAUGCUUUAAGACAUCCUUAUGUGAAUGUAUGGUUUGAUGAAAUUGAGGUCUACGCACCUCCACCACUACCCUAUGAUCACAAUAUGGAUGUAGAACAAAACGUGGAUUCGUGGAGAGAGCACAUCUUCAGAGAGCUGACUGAUUACGCACGGACCCAUGACAUCUAUUCAUGA
Molecule: messenger RNA, 1395 nt
Organism: Caenorhabditis briggsae
Lineage: Eukaryota; Metazoa; Nematoda; Chromadorea; Rhabditida; Rhabditidae
Gene: Cbr-jnk-1
Product: Protein CBR-JNK-1
Exons: 12
Coding region: 1-1395 (464 amino acids)
Biological process (GO): protein phosphorylation; JNK cascade
Cellular component (GO): cytoplasm; nucleus
Molecular function (GO): JUN kinase activity; ATP binding
Source: RefSeq, a predicted model, not a curated record